Molecule: messenger RNA, 741 nt
Organism: Lactuca sativa (garden lettuce)
Lineage: Eukaryota; Viridiplantae; Streptophyta; Magnoliopsida; Asterales; Asteraceae
Molecular function (GO): zinc ion binding
Source: RefSeq, a predicted model, not a curated record
AUGGAAGAACUAAAGAAACUUAAUAGUGAAGCAUAUGACUGGCUUAAUUCUAUUCCACCUAAGCACUGGUCCAAAUCCCACUUCUCAGGGAGGGCACAUUGUGAUGCUUUGUUGAAUAAUAUGUGUGAGAGUUUGAAUAGCAAGAUAGUGAAGGGUCGUGAUAAGCCAAUUAUCAGUUGCUUGGAGUUUAUUAGGGAGUAUAUCAUGAGGAAAAUUGUCAUGGUUCAAAAAGAAAUUGAUAAAGCUAAUGGCCCAUUAACUCCUACAGCCACUAAGACCCUUGAAAAAAUUAAAGAAAAGGCAGUACAGUGUAGGGCAGUGUUCUGUGGCAAUGGGAAGUACCAGGUUACAAGUGAAGGUACUAAUCAGUAUGUGGUUAAUAUGGACCAACAAACUUGUUCAUGUAACAGGUGGGAACUGACAGGCAUACCCUGCAAACAUAGUAUAGCAGCUAUAUGGGAUAUGAGGCUCAACAAUGAAAAUGUUGGAAUACCUGAGACAUGGGUACACCCAACUUAUUGGCUCAAGACUUGGAAAGAAAUGUAUGUCUUCAAAGUUGAACCUAUUAAUGGGAGGUUUUUGUGGGAAAAAAGCACAUAUCCUACCAAGUUGAUACCACCAAAGUAUCGUGUCCCUAUUGGCAGACCAAAAAAAAGAGAAGAAGAUCUGCAACAGAAGAUGAUGGAGUGUCCACAAAUGGAAAUCUGUAACAUGCACAAAAUGUGGAAAUGUGGGCCAUAA